Penaeus indicus is the source of this 2492-nucleotide messenger RNA. Its product is annotated as inosine triphosphate pyrophosphatase-like. NCBI's taxonomy places the organism in Eukaryota, Metazoa, Arthropoda, Malacostraca, Decapoda, Penaeidae. The transcript has 8 exons. Bases 52 to 1455 code for a protein of 467 amino acids. Gene Ontology annotation, molecular function: nucleoside triphosphate diphosphatase activity. Gene Ontology annotation, biological process: nucleoside triphosphate catabolic process. The record is from RefSeq and is a predicted model, not a curated record. Gene Ontology annotation, cellular component: cytoplasm.
CUCUCCAGCGGUCGUGUGAGAUGUUUGUCUCUCUCCUCAACCACGCGUAUCAUGGGUGACAAGAAAGCCGAAAAAGAAUUCAUUGCUAAAUUUAUUGAGGUGUAUCGUGGUCUUCCCGCUCUGUGGGAUGUGAAAUGCAAAGAUUAUACAAAUCGUGCCAAAAAGGGGGAGCAGUACGAUGUGCUGAUAGAAAAGUACCGUGAAAAAUAUCCGGAUGCUGAGAGACAAGAAGUAGUAAAAAAAGUAAAUUCUUUGCGAACAAACUUCCGGAAAGAAUUAAAAAGGAUUCGCGAUGCAGAGAGAAGUGGUGCCGGUGCAGAGGAUGUGGAACCUACACUUUGGUAUUUUGACGAAAUGAAGUUUCUUGUAACUCGGGAAACACCUUCCGCUUCAAUCAGCACGAUGGACAUAUCUCAGGAUGUUCAUGACAACGAGGAUCGUUGCGACGCAAAUGAAACCAGAGCGGUGGAUGAUGAAUCUCGUCAAAAGAACAGGAAACGUAAAGCUCCAGAUCCCACUGAGGAAUUGGUGAAAUUGGCCUCCAAACGCCUUCAACAACCACAAGACGACAGUGACAUAGUUGCUGCAGCUUGGGCAGUCGAGCUCCGAAAAAUGGAUCCACAACAGCAGUUGUUUGCAAAGAAGGCCAUCAAUGAGAUACUGUUUGAGGGACAAAUGGGAACCUUACACCGUAGUUCAGUUGAAAUUAACGUCUCACGUGUGGCCACACCAUAUAGUGUUCAGUCCCUCCCUUCCCCUUCAUUCCCUCAGUAUGAAUCAGCAAGUGCCUCCUCGCAACACACAGAGGCAAUAUUAACGACAAGAGCCAAGAUGAGUUCUCGUUCUCUUGUGUUCGUCACGGGAAAUGCUAAGAAGUUGGAGGAAGUCGUAGCCAUUCUGGGAGAUACUUUUCCUUUUAAAAUAAUCAGCCAAAAGAUAGACUUGCCAGAGUACCAAGGUGAAGCUGAUGAAAUCAGCCGCAAGAAGUGCCAGGUAGCAGCCGAAAUUGUCAAAGGUCCUGUUAUUGUAGAAGACACAUGCCUGUGCUUCAAUGCACUAGGUGGUCUCCCAGGACCAUAUAUCAAGUGGUUUCUGGACAAGCUUGGUCCAGGUGGCCUGACAAAGCUCUUAGCAGGUUUUGAAGAUAAGUCUGCUGAAGCUGUUUGUACAUUUGCUUACUCUUCUGGGGAACCCAAUGACGAAGUACUUUUGUUCCAUGGUCGCACUCAAGGUUCCAUUGUGGAGCCUCGAGGGGAGCACAAGUUUGGGUGGGAUCCUAUCUUCCAGCCAAAAGGUUAUGACCAGACAUACGGUCAGUUGGAGAGAGAUAUUAAGAAUACCAUAUCUCACCGUUUUAAAGCAGUAGAUGCUUUGCGUGACUACUUUACAGGUGAAGAAGGAAGAGCACUGUUGUCCAAGAAGUUAAAGGUUGAAGACAACAAUGAGAAAGCAUAGCAUUGAGGUUUUGUCUGCUGAUCCAGCUGAACUAAAAAGAUUUCAUGAUCCUGCUUUCCCAUGAAAUUCCCAAAAAGAAGGACCAUCCCUGCCUGUGCACAGAAUAAAAGGAUUUGUUUAUGAAAUUUUACUUAAUGACAGUAUUCAUGCUCCCCUUUUCCAUUUAUGAUUAUCAUAUCUGGGGUUUAUAUAAUGAGCAAUAUAUUUCUUGUAUUGUGUUUUGAAAAAUCUUUUAUUAUGCCUAUAGCACAAAGAGGGUUACAAAGAUAAAGGCCCUGCAAACCUAUAUAUAUAUAUAUAAUGUCAGUCUGUUUAUUGUUGUGUAAGUCACUGCUUUAGAUCACAACAUCAUAUAUGCCACAAAAGAGGAGAAACCUCUUUGAUGUAGAUGGUAUCUAUUAGAAAGUUAAGCAGGUUUUCUUGCUUAUAUCAUAAUUAUGGGGCUGAUGUUUAAAUUAUAUAAACCAUUUCAUUAUUUACAGAUAUGGAAAGAGUCCAAAUUCCUUAACCCAUUCGCCACAUAUGGCAAGAAUAGAUGCCAUACCCACUUUGAUACACGUUUAUUUAUUGUAUUUACACAUAGAUGGUUCCAUAAGUUUUUAAUCACCAGAUAGCCAGUUAUCAAGAACUACCUAUUUCACCUGUUUACCCUUUUCCUUCACUUUAGGAAAGUUUUUUUUUUGUAUCAUUUCAUUGUCAAAAAUAUUCUAAUGACAAUUCAAUAAGCAUAACAUCAAUAACAAUAAUAACAGUAUCGAAAGCAAUGGUAUUAGUUUUCCUGCCAGUUCAAUGAAUGGGAAAAUCAGGGUCGGUAACUUGGGUCUACUGAUCAACUCCUUGCCGGCUGAGCACAUGUGGAGCCAUCUGUAGGUAACAAAAUUCACUAAAAACUACAGGGGACAGAACAUAAAUCCGUGGCGAAUGGGUUAACAUAUGACAGAUAAUAGUUUUUGUUAAGCACAAGUUCUUUUUACCAAUUUGACAGGUUGUGUUCUUUCAACCUCACUUAUUGUUGCUGAAUUAAAACCUUCUUUUAA